Thalassophryne amazonica is the source of this 1024-nucleotide messenger RNA. RefSeq names its product protease-associated domain-containing protein 1-like. The coding region runs from base 106 to 681 and encodes 191 amino acids. The record is from RefSeq and is a predicted model, not a curated record. Lineage: Eukaryota; Metazoa; Chordata; Actinopteri; Batrachoidiformes; Batrachoididae. The transcript is spliced from 5 exons.
UGGAAGCUCUCCAAGAUAUCAGAGCUUCUUGUCUUUCUUUGCUUCUUAUAUCACUGUCGCAGUCUGCUUUGUGCUGCACGACGGAGCUUCACACAUGUAGCGAAAAUGAAGAAGAUUCUUCUGACGUCAGCUGUGGCGUUUUUUCUUUGGAGUUUGUUUGUGCACUUUAGCCGUACGACAGGUCUUGGAAUCAAUGAGCUGCUAUAUUUUCGGGUCAUCAGUCCAGAGGAUAUUGGGUACAUAUUCAGUGCUGCACCGGCGAAAGACUUUGGAGGAAGUUUUACUUCAACGUAUGAGGAAAUUUUCCUGGUGCCAGCAGACCCAGCAGAUGGCUGCUCUGACCUGAAGGACCAAAAAAUUAUUAAUGGACAAGUAAUCCUCGUAGAAAGAGGAGGUUGUUCCUUUAUACAAAAGGCCCAGCAUGUGGAGGAAGCAGGAGGCAAAGCUGUUAUAAUUGCAGAUAAUGUGGAGGAUAACGACAGUCAGUAUCUCGAUAUGAUCACUGAUGGGAGUGCUGCUAAACCGAGUAUACCCGCACUCUUCCUGCUGGGACGUGACGGGAUGAUGAUCAGACGGUCACUUCAGAGACAAGCACUGCAGUGGGCUGUCAUUUCAAUUCCUGUCAAUGUUUCUUCUUUGGCUUCUUUUCCUCUUAAGCAACCCCCGUGGACACUGUGGUGAAAUAACACAUUCCUUCAAACACACCUAAUGGUCAGUCAGUCAUCAGUUUACAUCCUGUCAACAGUGAAUAGACCCACAGGCCUUACAGGAAAAUUAUCUGGUGGCAGUUCAACAGAUUUGCAUACUUUAGUUUUGGGUUAUAAACGCAACAAAAACACACAGAAGGGGCAGAGGCUGGGGAGCGUAUGAUGCUGUUAAGGUGAUGAGGUUUUUCACUGAGUAUGCCUCCAGCUGUAUGUAAUCAUGGUUACUUCAGGGGGGAAAAUAACAUGGUAUAAAAAAAUCACCACACCUUGUUGUGUACAGUUUGCUCUCUCCGUUCCAGUAAUGCAAUCAGUUGUGU